CAUACACUCAAUUUGAUCUCGUGCAAUGACAUCGACAAAUGGCUGUCCUCCAACAGUGACUCAAAAUGUGUGUACAGGAGUGCAACGGCAAAGUGCGCUGCUCUUUGGACAAAGGCGAGCCGCUCUACCUUGGCCUCUGAGAUUGUCGAUGAAAUCUGUGGAAAAAAAAUGAUUGUGCCUACAUCAACAAGGUGGAAUUCCUUCCACGAUGCCCUGUCCCGCAUCAGUGACAUCCCGGCCCAAGAUUUGAAUACGCUUUGUACUAGACUGGACAUCAGAGCCCCGACAGAGCGCGAACAUCUAUUCCUAAAGGAAUACUGCAGUGUUUUGAAACCCCUGACGGUAGCACUGGAUAUAUUGCAAGGGGAAGACAACUGCUACUAUGGGACUCUUCUACCAACCCUGGAGACCCUGAUGUCCAGGACACUGGCACUCCAAAAUGGACUGUCGAGGAUGACAGCAAACCUACCGGGUGUAAUUGUACAGGCUAUCAGGACGCGAUUCGCACCAGUGUUGGAGAGCAGUGAAGCUUUAUUGGCUGCCUUGACGUUGCCGAAAUUUAAAGUUCGAUGGAUUGUGGGAGCGGAGCGGAGAGAAGCGGCGCGUGCGCUGCUCAUCGCGGAGUGUCGCACUCUACCCCGUGAUGAAGAACCGGCUAACAAUAAAAACCGAGAAGCCGCCGCACACAGCAGCGCCAAUGAGAAUGACUUUUUUUCUUUUGAUGAGGAAGAGGAAGACGCAAUGUCCAUUAGCGCAGACUCGGAGGUAUUUGAGUACAUGAGAUCAGGCUCAGAGUUAGAAGUCCUCAACCGUUUCCCCCGAGUGAAAGCUGUGUGUAUGAAAUACAACACUGCCACACCAUCCAGUGCACCGGUGGAGAGGCUGUUCAGCCUGGGAGGUAUUGUGCUUUCCCCCAGAAGAAACAGACUCUCAGAUAAACGUUUUGAAAGACUGCUCCUGAUGAGGUAUAAUCGCACAUUUUGUACUGAUGUGGAAUAGGUUGCCUGCCACCCAUGCUAUAGACAUAGCUCAAGCCUAUGCCUAAUAUCCUCUUUUUUUAUCU
Gymnodraco acuticeps is the source of this 1063-nucleotide messenger RNA. RefSeq lists its product as uncharacterized. The record is from RefSeq and is a predicted model, not a curated record. NCBI's taxonomy places the organism in Eukaryota, Metazoa, Chordata, Actinopteri, Perciformes, Bathydraconidae. The transcript has 2 exons. Gene Ontology annotation, molecular function: protein dimerization activity. Bases 169 to 999 code for a protein of 276 amino acids.